UUUGGGGGGGGGGGGGGCAAAAUUGGAUGACCAAGAGCCCUAUGCCGCUGAAGAGCCUUGGUAUGAGCUACCUCUCCGUGGGAGAUCCUGGGAAGGGAGACCUUAUAUCAAACGAGAGCUUUUUGCUCUAGGUUGCGCUAUAUACGAGAUUAUGGCGUGGAAGAAGCCGUUUAACGAGUUAAAUAGUGAAGAGGUGGAGAGGUGCUUUGCUCGGGAAGAGUUCCCCGAUAUUCGCAAUGUAUCUUGUGCUAGCGUCGUUCAGAAGUGUUGGGAUGAGGAAUUCGAAAGUUCGGAAGAUGUAAUGCUCGCUUUACAAGCUGUACCAGGUCCUGCGAUAGAUACUGUGAAUCCAUAAAGCUUAUCAUGGUUGAGGGUCAUUUACAACCAAGA
Trematosphaeria pertusa is the source of this 390-nucleotide messenger RNA. RefSeq lists its product as uncharacterized. Bases 152 to 355 code for a protein of 67 amino acids. The transcript has a single exon. The record is from RefSeq and is a predicted model, not a curated record. Lineage: Eukaryota; Fungi; Ascomycota; Dothideomycetes; Pleosporales; Trematosphaeriaceae.